Molecule: messenger RNA, 1305 nt
Organism: Zea mays
Lineage: Eukaryota; Viridiplantae; Streptophyta; Magnoliopsida; Poales; Poaceae
Exons: 8
Coding region: 349-1002 (217 amino acids)
Molecular function (GO): oxidoreductase activity
Source: RefSeq, a predicted model, not a curated record
GAGCCACACAGGGACGGCAGAGAGACAAAGCGGCUCACGUGAUCACGUCACGUGCCUAGCGUGAACCGGGUCCAGGGGAGGUUAGCAGGUUGCUGAGAGCACGGGUCUGGAGCGUGAACCGAGACCACCAACGCCUACCGACCAAAUUCGGCGACUGCUUCUCCAUCCUUCCACGAAUUACACGAGGAAAGAACGCUGAUAAACAAAUGGCGUAAAUCUCUAUCGACGAAGCUGUGGAGGAAAACGAAGGAUCUCCCCGUGCUUGUGCAUGCCAGAUCGCCUGCUCUACGUCCGCAUCCCGUCCCUCGCGAAACUCGGCACUCCCAGGACUGUAGGUGUGCAAAAUUCAUGGCUUCAGACACCGGCAAGAAGCUCAUUCAGAUCGAUGUGAGCUCGGAUACAGUGUGCCCUUGGUGCUUCGUCGGUAAAAAGAACCUUGAGAAAGCAAUGGAGCAAAGCAUGGGCAAGUUUGAUUUCGAGGUCCGUUGGCAUCCAUUCUUUCUGAACCCCGACGCGCCUAAGGAGGGCGUCAAGAAAUCUGACUUCUUCAAGAUGAAGUUCGGUCCUGUCCAAUAUGAGGGUGCGAUGUCUCGCAUGACUGAGAUAUUUCGAGGACUCGGGCUUGAAUAUGACAUGUCAGGAUUGACAGGGAACACGAUGGAUAGUCAUAGGCUCAUAACACAUGCUGGACACCAAGGCUAUGACAAGCAAAAUGCUCUUGUUGAAGAAUUGUUCCUCAAUUACCAUUGCCAAGGAAAGUACAUUGGUGACAAGCAGGUUUUGCUGGAUGCUGCAAGAAAGGUGGGCAUAGAAGGGGCCGAGGAACUGCUUGAAGAUCCUACCAAAGGAGUCCAUGAGGUUCAGGAAGAGCUCAAGAAGUACUCAUCGGACAUCUCCGGGGUCCCACAUUUUGUGAUCAAUAAUAAAUAUCAACUCAGUGGGGGCCAGCCACCAAAUGAAUUCAUGAGGGCGUUUGAGAUGGCUGCAAAAGAUGGAGCUUAAUGGCGCUUAUUUGCGAGAAAAAACUGUGGAACCAGUUGUGUUUCGUAGUUUUGAUGUGGUGAUAUUAGUGACGAAGAUGGUGUGGAUGUUCACUUUUGAAUAGAGUUCUAGGUGAUUGGAUAUGGAACAUGGGUUAUGUCCUGUAAAUAGAGGCCAGUCUGUAUAUUUGAUUUGAUUUCAACCGAAAGCUGUGGUUUUCAGAACCUGAGAUUUCAGCAUGAAAACCUAUUGUAAGCACCCCUGCGGACAUUAACAUCAAGAAAAAAUCUAUAAAAAUAAAUUUUCGCAAUGCUGUAAGUUUCA